Molecule: messenger RNA, 2028 nt
Organism: Exophiala viscosa
Lineage: Eukaryota; Fungi; Ascomycota; Eurotiomycetes; Chaetothyriales; Herpotrichiellaceae
Product: rab-GTPase-TBC domain-containing protein
Exons: 6
Coding region: 186-2006 (606 amino acids)
Biological process (GO): activation of GTPase activity
Cellular component (GO): Golgi apparatus
Molecular function (GO): GTPase activator activity
Source: RefSeq, a predicted model, not a curated record
AGUUGACUGGUGCACCGACCGAGCGCCUCCCAUGUCGGCGUUUCAAUAACCGCAUGCUGGAGGAAUCAUGCAAGUUACGCAUUAGGAUCUACAAGCAUGUUCUCGCCGCUGCAUGCAAAGGGAAUAAGAAGGAAGGCACGAUAGUGUGAUCUUCCGUGGCUUAGGCCUCGAAGUAUCCCCUCACCAUGGCUGGGAAGAAGCCAGGACAGCAGGAGAUGGUUCAGGUCGACAGAUCAGAGCGACCGUCCUCGCCCUUUUGGCGAAGCCGGUCCUCGUCCCGACAAGGCUCGGGAAAGUCGACCAAAGUGAUCGGUGCAUCAUAUUCGCACGCUGACAUGCUCAAGUUCGAUUCAUUAUCCCUCGGACCGGGUUCGAGGCCUAGAACACCCCCGUCCUCGUCAGCACGCCCUUCGCAAACACCUCCUGGAGACAGACGUGGCUCAAACUCCCCCGGACGCAAGCCGUACAGUGGGUACAACUCUUCAGUCUUAGGUGAGAGUUGGGACGUUGUGGGUGGUGGAGACAUUGACGAAGACGACGAUGACCUCGUCUACGAGGACGAUGAAGACGAGUUUGGUCUCCCUAGCAUAACCAGCAUGCGUCGGAAACGGAGCGUAAAAAACAGAAAAACAAAAGCACAGGGAGUUACAUAUCCCAGCCUUACUCAAACCAAAUCGAAUCCUGCCAGGUUAGCGCCAUCACCAAUACCACCAUUGGACCGCUCGAACAGUUUUGAUAUUGCCGAAGAGCGGAAUCCAUUGGCAUACCCAAGCGCAAAAAAGGGGGAUGGCAAGAUCUUAAGGCCCCAGUACAAAGACAUCCUGAGAGAUCCAGCCAACUCACUACACCUCAUCAAUCAUCCCGUCCUGUCGAAUAAUGCAACGCCAAAAGAAGCGGAGGCUCAUAGUACGCGGAUUUCACGUAUCAACAAGUUCAAAAGGAUACUGCAAGCCAGCUCGGUCUCUCUGCAAGAUUUGCGAGCUGCAGCGUGGUCAGGGAUCCCUGAGGAAGUUCGUGCCAUAACGUGGCAGAUCUUACUGGGACACUUGCCUACCAACAGUGAGCGGCGAGUGGCGACCCUCGAACGUAAGCGGAAAGAAUAUCUCGAUGCAGUCCGGCAAGCGUUCAAUUCUGGUACCAUGGCCAACCGCGAAGAAUCAAGCACGGGCUUGGCUGGGCUGGCAUCGCAGCCGCCUGUCACUACAGGUCGCGGUCGUGGUCUGGAUGAGGCGGUGUGGCACCAAAUCAGUAUCGAUGUGCCCAGGACCAAUCCUCAUAUACCUCUCUAUGGCUAUGAAGCUACGCAACGAUCCCUUGAGCGUAUAUUGUACGUAUGGGCCAUCCGACAUCCAGCCAGUGGGUACGUUCAAGGUAUUAACGACCUGGCUACCCCGUUUUGGCAAGUUUUCCUCGGAACAUACAUCACGGAUCUGAAUAUUGAGAGCGGCAUGGACCCAGGUCAACUUCCAAGACCAGUCAUUGAUGCUGUCGAAGCUGACACUUUUUGGUGUCUUACGAAACUACUGGACGGUAUACAAGACAAUUAUAUUGUUGCUCAACCGGGAAUACACCGGCAAGUUGCAGCUUUACGAGACCUUACCACCAGGAUCGAUGCCGGCCUGGCCAAACAUUUCGAGAAUGAGCAGGUUGAAUAUAUGCAGUUCAGUUUCCGGUGGAUGAAUUGUUUGCUCAUGCGUGAGCUGAGUAUCAAGAACGUUAUUCGGAUGUGGGACACAUAUAUGGCGGAAGAGAAUGGUUUCUCGCAAUUUCACCUCUAUGUGUGCGCAGCAUUCCUGGUCAAAUGGUCGGAACAAUUGCUGAAGAUGAAUUUCCAAGAGAUAUUGAUGUUUCUACAAGCGCUGCCUACGCGUGAGUGGACUGAGAAGGACAUUGAACUCCUUCUGAGUGAGGCUUUCAUAUGGCAAAGCCUGUUCAGAGGCUCGAGGGCCCAUUUGCGGAAUGCGAGUAGUACGAUACCCAUGGGUUCGCUAGGGCCAGCUAGUUAACAAUGAUGAGUCUUUGAUUACC